AAGGUAAAAUUGCUGUUAUCGGCAUGUAAGAGAUAAUUACUAACUAAAUAUUAACAAUAAACGUGGUCUUAAAAAAAACAUUAAUUGUUUUAUAGUAAUCAUAAUUAUUAAAAAAAAAAUCAAGCAUAAUGUAAGUAAAUGAAAACGAAAUUAAAAAUAUUUUCUAGGUAUAUGAUAUUUAUUUUUAAUAGAUUUUGAAACUAGGCAAUGAAAAUUUAAAAAAGAAAUAAAAUAAGAAAAAAUUAUACUGCGUAAAUGUGUUUUGUCUACGUUGAGUGUGGGCCAGAGAGAAAACAAAUAGUGCGCUGACAUCCUAUAACUAUGAACACGAUUAGAAUCAAAUAAAUAAAAUAAUAAUAUUAUGAUUAAAUACUAAUUUAGAAAACCGGUGUAGGGUUGUGCUACAGAUCGCCGGGACGACACGCAGUCGCUCUCGACGGAACACGGCGGUCGGCGACAAUUGGAAAUAAUAUAAAUUAUUAUAAAUUAAAUUCCUUAUCGCCCUCUAUCGGAAAUAGUUUCUGCGCUCCGUAUUUUGUAUUGCAGUUAUCUAUACUAUUUAUAAUCAAUGGUAGUACCUGGUCUAUUACAUAAUAACUGUCAAUAAAAUGAAUACUACAUAUACGACUCCAUUGAGUGGGUACAAAAUUUUUUCGCCUCAAUGCAAUAAUCCACUUUCGGUUAACCUUUUCAUUAUUCAAAGGGGACGUGUAAAAUUAUGACAUACAGAGGAAUUUUAUGAAAUUUAUAUAAUAUAACCAGUGGUGGUUUUGGUAUUAAAUUUUGUAGGAGGCAUCAUGUUGUAAUACAGGCUAACCUGUGGGGGGCUCCGCCCCCACACUCCCCUUACAACAAAUAUGUAAAAGAAUUGACUUUUCUUAAUUUCAAAAUAUGUUAAUAAUAAUGAUAUUAAUGGGUAAAAAAAACAUUAUAUACAUUAGAAUUAAAUGAUCUACUUAAUACUUUAGAACCUAUUUGGUUAGUGGACAAACAUGUAAGAUUAGGAGUUAAUUUACCUUGCCUAAGUAAAUCAUUUUUAUCUACCGCAUUCCAACGCCUAUAUGGAGUUUCCUGUAAUAAAACAACCGGAUCGUACAAGGGAUUCAUUUUACCAAAAAUAAAAAUGUUUUUAUUUAAAAUCCUAAACUCAUUCACAUAUAACUUAAUAAGAUAUAACUACAAUAGUACAAUACUAAAUGGGUACACAGCUAUAGAGUAUUGAAUAUAGAUAAUAGAUACAAAAUAUUUAGUGAUAAAAAAAGGAUAUUAUCAUUUGAUAAAUAUUAAUUAUCUGAUAAUAACAAUUAGGAAUGAUCUCGGACUAAAAUUUAAUAUUUUUCUAAUAUUAACUUCAACGGCGAUGGAUGUCGAGUGACGAGCGCUGUAGCGGAGAUUAAUAGAAUCAUUGCCUCCGUUCGAGUGUUGCGCAUGCGCAGCUUCAAUUAUUUUAUGAUUGUGUUAUAUAUAUUUAUGUGUUUGUGUAUAAAUAUACACGACUGUAUUGUCUAUGUAUUCCAGGAGGCAGCGAUAUUCAGUUGUCUCCGCUACAGCGGUAAUAGUUACUAUUUAAUCUAUUCUGUGCUUUAUUAAUUAUUAUGAAUCUUGUACGGGUAUGUGUAAUCGGUUUGCUGAGCAUUUGCCCGUUCGCGAGCGCCGUGCGGCGGGCGACAACGAAAACCAGUAAAACAAACCACUAUUUUGCCGAUGCACUAUGCAGGGUUGUUAUUUAUGUAGAUAAUCAUUUUUUUUUUUUUAUAAAAUUUUCAGAAUUCAAAUUUUUUUUAAAAUUAAUCUUAAUCUAGAUUGAAUUAAAAAUUAAUUAGGAACAAUAAGUCUACAUUUUUUCCCUCAAUUUUCAAGGGAGGCAAAGUCUCCUUUGCCUCCCCCCCCCCCAAAACCGCCACUGAAUAUAACAGGUAUCAAUGAUUCAUAGAAACAAUUGCAUUUAUGUGUUAAAAAUUAUGAGUUUAAAACUGUUUAUUUAAUUUUAAAUACGUAGAAUUGAACUUACCGAAAAAGAUGAAUAUUUUGACCAGAUUUAUACCUAUUGGCGGUAUGCGGACAUUUGGUAACCGGACAAUUGGUCCCCGUGAAAAAAUGUCGUACGCGGACAAUUGGUCCCCGUCAUAAUUUUAUACUCGGACAAUUAGUCUCCGGUGUAAAAGUAAAAUGGUAAAUGGUGUAUAUGGAUUUAUUGUCCGAGUAUAAAAUUAUGACGGGGACCAAUUGUCCGCAUACGACAUUUUUUCGCGGGGACCAAUUGUCCUAGAUCCCCUAUUGGCACAUCCAUAUGCCGCACAAGUCACUGGCAUAAUUAAUAGACACAUGAAUAAAUAUUAAAUAACUAUUUUCUAUAAUAUACCAAUAUAUAAAAACCAACUAAAAUGUUUCACUUUACAAAAUAAUUCACAUUUCACUUUACAUAUGCUUUUUCGUGCAUAACUGCGUAAUACGAAAUUUAUAAUAUUUUGCCAACCAACAAGAUGGCGACCAAGUAUUGAUAAUGCAUGAAUGCUGGUAAACGCUCACUUUGUACUGUACAUUGUUUAAAAUGCAGAACGCGGUUACUUUGUACGGUCUGGUAAAAAGGUACAUUGCAGAACGCGUCUACGCGUGAGGGCGCUGAUCAAGGUAGUACAUGUACACUGCACAUGCGCACAAGAAUCAUGGGAUUGUACAAUCAUUGUAACGGUGCGUCUUAUCAAUACUCACACCGCGUACUAUCACAGUUAGGAAAGACCGCACCACCCACCCGCAUCCACCCCAGAUGUCCCGUCUAUUAGUAUAAGGUCUAUGGUGCAUGGCUGCACUGCUUAUCUCAAUGGCGUCUGUUUGUUUACUGGCCAUUCGAGAUUUGCUCUAAACACAAUAUUACAUGACAAUAUUUUAUGACAAAAUAUAUAGGCAUGUCAGCAACUCGCGAUACGGAGGUCUGUGACGUAAGCACCUCUCAGACUAGAUUAGCGGUGGUGUGGUGGUGGUGUCAUCGGUGGUGGCGGCGGCGGGGGCGGUGGACCAAUGAGAAACGGAGGAAUGCCACGUCACAGUACGUAGAUGGGCGGAGGGUGGAUGCGCGAUACGCUUCAAAAACCGGAAUAUUGCUGACAUGCCUAUGUUAGGUUAGCUCAAAAUGUACGGUGCGUUUUUACGUUUUCGACUCGCGUAUACGGUGAUGUUCUAAAUAGUAAAUAGUAAAUAAUAUUUCUCUAUUCACUGGUCUGCAGUUCUUGCUCGUUUAUCGUUAACAGCGCCGAUGUUUUUGGUUUUUUUUUAUUUUUUAUACCGUGGUUUUUAUUUUCGUUCGUUUCCCACGGUAUUUUCUUCAACGGUUAGUCGCGCGCAGUUAGUAACACCGUCGAUACCAGUUCUCCGUUGGUGGUUGUUAACGAAGAAAACGUCGCCGUAAUCUCAACACAAGUUGGUCGGCCCGCGCUUUUUUGAGAGGCCUAGCUAGUCGUACGACACAAGCACACAUACCGAUUACUCUAAGAAGUACCAGUCAGACUUAGGACGCCGCAAUGUCCAUCACAUCAUUCAAGAAACGCGUCUGUUACUAUUAUGACGGUAACAUUGGAAACUAUUAUUAUGGACAAGGUCAUCCUAUGAAACCACAUAGGAUUUCAAUGACUCAUAAUUUGCUUUUAAAUUAUGGUUUAUACCAAAAAAUGGAAAUAGCUAGACCUUAUGAAGUUACUGCAAAAGACAUGACCAAAUUUCAUAGUAAAGAGUACAUACAGUUUUUAAAAAGGAUUUGUCCUGAUAAUAUGAACAAUUAUAAAAUACAAAUGCAAAGAUUCAAUGUUGAUAAAGAUUCUCCAGUUUUUGAUGGUUUAUACAAAUUUUGUCAGCUAUCUGUGGGCGGUUCAGUAGCAGCAGCUGUAAAAUUAAAUAAACAAUCUGCAGAUAUUUGUAUCAAUUGGGGAGGUGGUUUACAUCACGCAAAAAAAUCUAAAGCCAGUGGCUUUUGUUAUGUUAAUGAUAUCGUACUUGGUAUAUUAGAAUUGCUUAAAUACCAUCAACGAGUGUUGUACAUUGAUAUUGAUGUCCAUCACGGUGAUGGUGUUGAAGAAGCAUUUUAUACAACUGAUAGAGUUAUGACAGUUUCAUUCCACAAAUAUGGUGGCAAUUAUUUUCCUGGUAGUGGAGCUCUCGAAAGUAUUGGUAAAGGAGAAGGAAAACACUAUGCAGUUAACAUUCCCUUAAGAGAUGGAAUGGAUGAUGAUAGUUAUGAAUCAAUAUUCGUACCAAUAAUUACUAAAGUAAUGGAGACGUUCCAACCUAGUGCAGUUGUAUUACAAUGUGGAGCGGAUUCACUUACAGGAGAUAAGCUUGGAUGCUUUAAUCUAACUAUUAAAGGUCAUGGCAAAUGUGUUGAAUUUGUAAAACGUUAUGGCUUACCCCUUCUUAUGGUUGGCGGAGGUGGUUAUACUAUUCGAAAUGUAUCUCGAUGUUGGACAUUUGAAACAGCUGUGGCCUUAGGAGCUGAAAUUGCUAAUGAAUUGCCAAAUAACGACUAUUUUGAAUAUUUUGGUCCCGAUUUUAAACUUCAUAUCAGCCCUUCGAAAAUGAAAAAUAGAAAUACUACAAAGUCUUUAGAAAAGAUUAAAAACCGACUCUUUGAAAACUUAAGAAUGCUACCUCACGCCCCAGGAGUUCAAGUCCAAGAUAUACCCGAAGACGGAGUACGCAACAAGUCAGAAGAUGAAGAUAAUGUUAACCCAGAUGAAAGGAAUCCUCAAUCUAUUACAGAUAAAAAAAUUUCACCUGAUAAUGAAUUUAGCGAUAGUGAAGAUGAAGGAAUGGCUCCUGGUGUAGGGGGUGGUGGCCGAAAAGAUAAUAGAUCUUAUAAAAAUGUCAAAUUUGCUAGAAAACGAGCAUGUUUGGACUCGAAUAGGACGGAAGUCAAUGAACCAGAAUUUAAGAUUCUAAAAGAUGAUAAAGAAGACAAAUCUGAUAGUUCUGAUGAUUCUAAUAAAAAGGAUGCUGUCAAGUCUUGAAUUUAUGACUAAAAUAUAUAAUAAAAUUGUAAAUAAUUAAAAGAAAAAAGUAAAACAAUGA
Rhopalosiphum padi (bird cherry-oat aphid) is the source of this 5058-nucleotide messenger RNA. RefSeq names its product histone deacetylase HDAC1-like. NCBI's taxonomy places the organism in Eukaryota, Metazoa, Arthropoda, Insecta, Hemiptera, Aphididae. The record is from RefSeq and is a predicted model, not a curated record. Gene Ontology annotation, molecular function: histone deacetylase activity. The coding region runs from base 3519 to 4997 and encodes 492 amino acids. The transcript is spliced from 9 exons.